Molecule: messenger RNA, 8808 nt
Organism: Tympanuchus pallidicinctus (lesser prairie-chicken)
Lineage: Eukaryota; Metazoa; Chordata; Aves; Galliformes; Phasianidae
Gene: ARFGEF2
Product: ADP ribosylation factor guanine nucleotide exchange factor 2
Exons: 39
Coding region: 115-5493 (1792 amino acids)
Biological process (GO): regulation of ARF protein signal transduction
Molecular function (GO): guanyl-nucleotide exchange factor activity
Source: RefSeq, a predicted model, not a curated record
CCCGAAUCACGUGACGGUGCCAACAUGGCGGCGCCGUGGUGGCCGCGCUGUGGCGGCCGCUGAAGGAGGCGCGGUUCUUCCGGGUGAUGGGCUUCGAGCGCUCCCGGCCCCGCCAUGCAGCCCCCGGCCCGCGAGCAGGACGCCCGCACCAAGAGCAUGUUCGUGUCGCGGGCCCUGGAGAAGAUCUUGGCCGAGAAGGAGGCGAAGCGGCCCCCGCACGGGCAGCUGCGGAGAGCCUGCCAGGUGGCGCUGGAUGAAAUAAAGACAGAACUGGAAAAACAAAGAGAAGGCACUGUUGCUCCACCAAAAGCAAACUUCAUUGAAGCUGAUAAGUACUUCCUUCCUUUUGAGCUGGCCUGCCAGUCAAAGUCACCACGCAUUGUCAGUACUUCACUGGAUUGUUUACAAAAACUUAUUGCAUAUGGACAUAUCACUGGCAAUGCCCCAGACAGUGGAGCUCCUGGGAAACGCCUGAUUGAUCGGAUAGUUGACACAAUUUGCAAUUGCUUUCAGGGUCCUCAAACAGAUGAAGGAGUACAACUGCAGAUAAUUAAGGCUCUCCUCACUGCAGUAACAUCUCCAUAUAUAGAAAUUCAUGAAGGAACAGUUCUCCAGACUGUUAGAACCUGCUACAACAUCUAUCUGGCCAGUAAAAAUCUUAUUAAUCAGACAACUGCCAAAGCUACCCUGACACAAAUGCUAAAUGUCAUUUUCACACGGAUGGAAAAUCAAUCUGUACAAGAAUCCAGAGAAGUGGGAAAAACAAAUCAGCAAAAAUCCCAGUCUCCUGCAAUUCAAGCAGUGACCAGAUCUCCAAAGAUGGGUCAGUUAAAGCACCACUAUCAGGAAGGCAAAUAUACUGCUCCUGUAAGUGUGGAAUUAACUAAUGGGGAGCCUGAGAGGACAGGAUACGGAAAUGUGAAGUCAGAGCAGGAUUUGGUUCCUUCAGCAUCAGAGGAAACAACUGAUGGAGGAAAGGAAAUGGUUAAAGGCAUCUUGGAAGAUGUGGUUGAGUCAGCUGUGAAAGUAGCUGAAGAGAAGCAGGUAACAGAAAUGGCUACGGCUCUACCUGCAGUAGAGACUGCAGAUACUGUUCUUUCUGGCUCUAGUAGCGAAAAUGUACAAACAAAUGGAAUUCCAGAUGAUGGACAGUCUGUUUCCUCUACUGAUAAUCUGGAAGCAGAUAUAUCUGGCCAUCAAGCUGCUGCCAAAUUUUCUCAUGUUCUGCAAAAGGAUGCCUUCCUUGUGUUCAGGUCACUGUGCAAGCUCUCCAUGAAACCACUUGGUGAUGGACCACCAGAUCCUAAAUCCCAUGAAUUGCGUUCUAAGAUAGUGUCUCUCCAGCUUCUUCUCUCAGUGCUACAGAAUGCUGGUCCAGUUUUCAGGACGCAUGAAAUGUUCAUCAAUGCAAUCAAGCAAUACCUUUGUGUAGCGUUGUCUAAAAACGGAGUCUCAUCUGUUCCUGAUGUGUUUGAACUCUCUCUUGCCAUCUUUCUCACACUUCUCUCAAAUUUUAAGACUCAUUUAAAAAUGCAAAUCGAGGUGUUCUUCAAAGAGAUCUUCUUGAAUAUUUUAGAGACUUCUUCAAGCUCCUUCGAGCACAAAUGGAUGGUGAUUCAAACUUUAACUAGAAUUUGUGCAGAUGCCCAGUGUGUAGUGGAUAUUUACGUUAACUAUGACUGUGAUUUAAAUGCUGCUAAUAUAUUUGAACGCCUUGUAAAUGAUUUGUCCAAAAUCGCCCAGGGACGAAGUGGUCAUGAAUUGGGAAUGACACUUUUGCAGGAAUUAAGCCUGAGGAAAAAAGGGCUUGAAUGUUUGGUUUCUAUUUUAAAAUGUAUGGUAGAAUGGAGCAAAGACCUUUAUGUGAACCCCAACCAUCAGACAAGCUUGGGUACAUAUAAACCAUCUGAGCAGGAAAUAGCUGAAGGAAAAUGUCUUGACAGUGGAGGGAGACGAAGUAGUGUCAGUUCCUUGGACUCCACUGUGUCGUCAGGAGUUGGGAGUGUUGGUACCCAAACUGCUGUCCCAGAUGACCCUGAGCAAUUUGAAGUCAUCAAACAACAAAAGGAAAUAAUUGAACAUGGGAUAGAGCUGUUUAACAAAAAACCAAAGAGAGGAAUACAGUAUCUACAGGAGCAAGGAAUGCUUGGAAGUACAGCAGAGGACAUUGCACAAUUUCUGCACCAAGAAGAACGUCUCUGUUCUACUCAAGCAGGGGAAUUUCUUGGAGAAGGCAGCAAGUUUAACAAGGAGGUGAUGUAUGCCUACGUGGACCAGCUUGAUUUCUGUGGGAAAGACUUUGUCUCUGCCCUACGUAUAUUUCUGGAAGGCUUCCGGCUGCCUGGUGAAGCCCAGAAGAUUGAUAGAUUAAUGGAGAAGUUUGCUGCUAGAUAUAUUGAAUGCAACCAACGGCAAACGCUGUUUGCUAGUGCUGACACUGCCUAUGUUUUGGCAUACUCCAUCAUAAUGCUGACUACAGAUUUACACAGUCCACAGGUAAAGAAUAAAAUGACAAAGGAACAAUACAUUAAAAUGAAUCGAGGAAUCAAUGACAGUAAAGACCUGCCAGUGGAGUAUUUGUCCACGAUCUAUGAAGAAAUAGAAGGAAAGAAAAUUGCCAUGAAGGAAACAAAAGAAUAUGCAAUCACAACCAAGUGUAGUAAACCAAGUGUAGCUAAUGAGAAGCAGCGGAGGCUUUUGUACAACUUGGAGAUGGAACAAAUGGCUAAAACUGCUAAAGCUCUCAUGGAGGCAGUAAGCCAUGCAAAGGCUCCUUUUACUAGUGCCACUCAUCUGGAUCAUGUCAGACCCAUGUUCAAACUUGUUUGGACUCCAUUGUUGGCAGCUUACAGUGUUGGCUUGCAGAACUGUGAUGACACAGAAGUUGCAUCCCUUUGUUUGGAAGGCAUACGAUGUGCAAUUCGAAUAGCCUGCAUCUUUGGAAUGCAGCUUGAACGAGAUGCUUACGUACAGGCCCUCGCUCGGUUUUCCUUGUUGACAGCCAGUUCCAGUAUCACAGAAAUGAAACAGAAGAACAUAGAUACCAUUAAGACACUUAUUACAGUCGCUCACACAGAUGGCAACUAUCUUGGGAACUCUUGGCACGAGAUCCUGAAAUGUAUUAGCCAGCUGGAGCUAGCACAACUUAUAGGAACUGGAGUAAAAACUCGGUAUUUAUCUGGUGCUGGGCGUGAAAGGGAAGGAAUCAUUAAAGGCUAUGCAUCUGGAGGGGAAGAGUUUAUGGGCCUCGGAUUAGGUAAUCUUGUUGGAAGUGGUGCUGAUAAGCGGCAUAUGGCGAGCAUUCAAGAGUCAGUGGGAGAGACCAGUUCCCAGAGUGUAGUGGUAGCAGUAGACAGGAUAUUUACAGGAUCAACUAGGCUGGAUGGAAAUGCAAUAGUUGACUUCGUCCGAUGGCUGUGUGCUGUCUCUAUGGAUGAGCUGGCUUCCCCUCACCAUCCACGCAUGUUCAGUCUGCAGAAGAUAGUGGAGAUAUCCUAUUACAACAUGAAUCGCAUUAGGCUGCAGUGGUCAAGGAUUUGGCAAGUGAUUGGAGAUCACUUCAACAAGGUUGGCUGUAACCCUAAUGAAGAUGUUGCCAUCUUUGCAGUAGACUCAUUAAGGCAGCUGUCCAUGAAGUUUCUUGAGAAGGGAGAGCUGGCCAACUUCCGCUUCCAGAAAGACUUCUUAAGGCCUUUUGAGCAUAUUAUGAAGAAGAACAGAUCUCCAACUAUUCGGGACAUGGUCAUACGCUGCAUUGCUCAGAUGGUGAACUCUCAAGCUGGUAAUAUUCGCUCAGGCUGGAAAAAUAUCUUUGCUGUCUUUCACCAAGCAGCAUCAGACCAUGAUGGGAAUAUUGUGGAGCUGGCCUUUCAGACUACAGCACAUAUAGUUACAAAUAUUUUCCAACAGCACUUUCCUGCAGCAAUUGAUUCAUUCCAAGAUGCAGUAAAAUGUCUCUCUGAGUUUGCUUGUAAUGUUGCAUUCCCAGACACCAGCAUGGAAGCAAUUAGACUUAUUCGGUAUUGUGCAAAAUAUGUUUCAGAAAGACCACAGGUAUUGAGAGAAUACACGAGUGAUGACAUGAAUGUUGCUCCUGGGGACAGAGUAUGGGUCAGAGGAUGGUUCCCCAUUUUAUUUGAGCUUUCUUGUAUCAUAAAUCGUUGCAAAUUAGAUGUUCGAACAAGAGGUUUAACAGUGAUGUUUGAAAUAAUGAAGAGUUAUGGCCAUACCUUUGAAAAGCAUUGGUGGCAAGAUCUGUUCAGAAUAGUAUUUCGGAUUUUUGAUAAUAUGAAACUUCCUGAACAACAAACAGAGAAAUCUGAAUGGAUGACCACUACGUGCAACCACGCACUUUAUGCAAUCUGUGAUGUAUUCACGCAGUUUUAUGAAGCUUUGAAUGAGAUCCUUCUUCCUGACAUACUUGCACAGCUACACUGGUGUGUGAAACAAGAAAAUGAGCAGUUGGCUCGAUCAGGUACCAACUGCCUGGAAAAUCUGGUAAUACUAAAUGGACAGAAAUUCAGCCCAGAAGUCUGGGGCCAGACGUGCAAUUGUAUGCUAGAAAUCUUCAAAACUACCAUUCCUCAUGUCUUGCUUACAUGGAGGCCAGCGGGAAUGGAGGAAGAUUCAGCUGAAAAGCACUUGGAUUUGGACCUAGAUCGUCAGUCAUUAAGCAGCGUGGAUAAAAACGCUUCAGAAAGAGGACAAAGUCAACUUUCAAAUCCAACAGAUGAAAGCUGGAAAGGGGGUCCUUAUACAAACCAGAAACUGUUUGCUGGCCUCCUUAUAAAGUGUGUGGUACAGUUGGAAUUGAUACAGACCAUUGAUAACAUAGUAUUCUAUCCAGCGACAAGCAAGAAAGAAGAUGCUGAGCACAUGGCUGCAGCUCAGCGAGAUGCACUGGAUGCAGAUAUCCACAUUGACACAGAGGACCAAGGAAUGUAUAAACACAUGUCUUCACAUCACCUCUUCAAGUUACUAGAUUGUUUGCAGGAGUCCCAUUCUUUUUCAAAAGCCUUUAAUUCAAAUUAUGAACAAAGAACUGUGUUGUGGAGAGCAGGGUUCAAGGGUAAAUCAAAACCUAAUCUCUUAAAACAAGAGACCAGCAGCCUGGCUUGUUGCUUGAGAAUACUUUUUCGAAUGUAUGUGGAUGAAAACCGGCGAGACGCCUGGGAUGCCAUACAACAGCGUCUGCUCAGUGUAUGCAGUGAAGCCCUGGCGUAUUUUAUUACUGUGAACUCAGAAAGCCACAGAGAAGCUUGGACCAACCUCCUGUUGCUGCUUUUAACAAAAACACUGAAAAUCAGUGAUGAAAAGUUUAAGGCACAUGCUUCAACAUAUUAUCCAUACUUGUGUGAAAUCAUGCAAUUUGACCUGAUUCCUGAGCUUCGAGCUGUGCUACGGAAGUUCUUCCUGCGUAUAGGUGUUGUGUUCAAAAUCUGCAUAACAGAGGAGCAAAUACGGACAACUGGGACAAAUUUACCCUCAUGGUAGCCCUAAGUAGAAUUGGUUACUUCUGCUUCUUCAUAAAGCUGCUCCAGAGAUGGACUGAAGUGGAUAGGGGAAGAAAUGGGACCCUGGUAUAGCAAAAGAACAGCAAGUUACUCUUAACACAAUGGCAUUUGAGGAGGAAUGGGGAGGGAAGGAAAGGGGGGGGAAGGGGAAUUCCUGACCAUCCUGUGAGAGUAUCACCAAUUUUUAUUUAAAUUAUUGCUAACAGAAUUAGUGCUGUAGAUAUAAAGUCUAUUUGUUUCCAUGCUCAUUAUCCUUAUGAUCAAGUUUCUUUCUUCUAGUCUUCUAUCAGUUGUUCAGUUUUGCAGCCCAACCAAAUCUUAUAAAUAACUGGAUUCCUCAGUGGAAGUUAUUCCCCAUGGAAGUAAUAAAUAUAGUUGUAUAGCCUUGUGAUGUCAGCAUGUGCUCAUAAUAAGCUAUAUUGCAGUGGCUGAUGACCACCUCAGAUCAUUCUGGGUUUUUCUUUGUGUGCACAUGGCUAGACCAGGCAGUGCAUUAUAGGUUUUCAUGUAGACAGCCUGUAGGAUAUUUGGGGAAGGGUUUUUCCUCUUGUUCAUAGGUGAUUUUAGAAGAAUUUUUUUAAUAUCAGUGCUUCAUCCUCCAAGAUCCCUCGUUUUUACAGAAGAAGUACAUAGUAGUGUCAACUCCAUUGAGCUCCUUAGUCUUGAGUUCAAAACAUUAAAAAAGAAAAAGGUAAUUUUUAAACUUCCCAUUGACUUUGAUAUAUGUCCAAAUCAUGGACGCAGCAUCUACAUUAAUAUUAGAAACAGGGUUCAAAGAAAAAAAAAACAAAACACCCUCUUUAUCCUUGAAAACAGUGUAUUUAGUGUAUUUAGUGGUAGUGAUCUGUUUAGGAAGUCUUAUUCUUAAUAACUCUGAAAUUCUCUUUUUUUCUUUUACUGCAUACUUUCAACUUCAUUUUUUUUUCAUGCAAAUAACUAAUAGUUGAGAAUAAAUGUCACUACUGUGAAAUCUGAAUUCCUUGACUGCUUUAGCAAAAUUAAACUUAAGAUCAGUCGUGCACUAUAACAAUUACCAGGACAUUUAUGUGAUUUAAAAAACAUGUGAAGCAAGCAUGAUUUAAUACAAUCUUUGUUUGCUUACCCUGGAGAUUUUCCUUUCUUCAGCAUGCCUAAGUUUUUUCUGACUCUGUUUCCAUCACAUAAUACCAGUUUGUAACAGAAGUCCAGCACAGUGGAGUUAUGUCCUUCGAACUAACCUUAAUUUAAUUUCAAGACUUUUUUUCAAAAAUGGAAAAGCCUGGCAGGAUGGGAGAAAUUCCACUUCCUGAAACGUGUAAACAAAAGUGUUACCCACUGUGCUAUCUGUAUCAGCAAACCUCAGAAACAACAGUAUUCAACAACAGCGACAAUAGAACGGUACUGUGCUCAACUUGUUUUGCUUUUGAGUUUCCUAAUAAGGCAGUCAGUUGAUGUAGUGUUGAGAUAUUCUACUCUCAGAGUUAUUGGUGUGUGUAUAUAUACUUUUUUUUUCUUGUGAGCUAUUUCCAAAGGGCUCAUGGGCAUUCUUCAGUAAAUCAGCUUGUUCUAUGUAAGCAUCGUUUGGCAAUUGUUUGGCAGUCAGUAGUAUUGGUAAGGCUUCCAAGUUUUUAUUUGUAACCAAAGAAAAGCCACAGCCAGGCUAGGUUUUAAACACCCUAUAGAUUAAGUCUGUAUGCUGAUAUUUAAUAUGAGGAAAUAUAUGGCUAUAUUUUAGCAUAAGAAAAAGACUGAAAAAUAAGCGUUGCCAAUAUUGAACUUGCUGCAUUUGAAAUGUCACUUUAUGUUGCAUUUAGUAUAUUUGCUUGUUCCCUGGUAAUGUCACUUAAUUACAAUAAAAUGAAGUAUUUAUUUUAAUUCUAUUUAAAUUUUUAAUAAAUUUGAAAGAAUAAGCCAUUAUUUUUCCUUCCUGUCCUAGAUAGUUCUUAAGCAUAUGUAUAUUAUUUUCAGGUUUUGAAUGUGACACUGCCUCAUUGAAUGUAUACCUGUAUCUCCUUUCAAAACACAAACUUUAGAAGAAGCAUGCAACUUCACAGUUUUGAAAGCCUUACAUCUCAAGUCUUGGAAGAGGUCUCCUAAUGUUCAGAUCUCAAAUUUGGAGUUGCAUCGUGGGCUUUCUUUACUGUAAUGUGCAACGUACUAUCUCUGCACAUUAAUUAAUCAGUCCCUUCUUUCAGCCUUAGUUCUGGGAGAUUCUUCUUUUACUCAAGCUUUUAUUGUAUUUGUACCAUUCGUAAACUGCUGAAAUUAGGCAUGUGACAUUAGAAACAUUCUAGACUUACUGUAGUGCAUGGAGGAGAAGGGGACUGGAAUGCAGUGGGAUUGUAACAGCCUUAAUCCUGUCAUGAUUUUCUGGAAUUGAUUGUACAUCCUAAAGCAAUAAGAGUAGUAUGCAGAGCGUAUACCGGAAUACCUGAAACAGCUGUGUAUUCACAUCAGCUUUUUGUUCUCCUUCAUGCAAUCAGAAAGAUCCUAACCCACAGGCAUCUUAAUGGAGCAUAAAAUGCUGGGCCAAAAUGCCUGCAGGCACUGCUGGUUCUGGCUCUGCUGCUGUGGGAUCUGACCUGCCUGGGUAGUUCUUUAGUGGAAGGAUGAAUGAAACAGGGUUCUGUGUCAGCAUAUCCCAGUAGAGAUCUCUGCGAUACACAGAGUAAUAACAAAAAACCAACACGGUUCUUGGACUGCUGAAGUACCGUUGCAACAGACGACAGACAGAUUUUUACCUAUAAGGGUACAAAUAAGGAGACUGCAUGGUAUUUACUGCUACUUAUUGUAGACCCUUCUAGGCAGCAGGCUGGGGAUGCUGUGAGGAGAGCGCUGUGCCCUGCCUGCCAUCUCACUCCGGGGCUCCUUCCCCUUUCCUGCCCCGCUCCCCGAGCUGCCAGCAGAGCCGUGCAGAGCAGCUCUGCCUGAGAGGAGCCAACAGCCCCGACUUCAGCUAUUGGCAAUUAAGUGUAGUAUCUUUUAGCCUGAAGUAAAAUUAUGCUUCUCCUGUCCAAAGUGCGGCUCUCUUUAAUCUGUAAAUUGUUUGUUCAGCACCUUUAAUGUUGUUUGUGGAAAAUGUAUGUUUUCACGUAUUUAAGAUGCCUAUGUUUCUGAGGACUGCCAUAUGAAGUGCAUUUAAUACCGAUAAAGAGCAGUCCUUGUCCUCUGGUUGUACACAUUUUUGAGAGAAUAGCAGAAUUAUAAAAUAUGAAAACCUAUGUAAAGUUUUCUACAUGAAAAUAAUAUGUAUAAUACUGUUAUAAUACUCCAUGCUUUAAUGAAGUGGUAAAUCAAUAAAGUUUUAAGAAGUGGA